GGUCACUCAGGCUGAUUAAUCGAUCACCGAUCCUCGCCAGCCCGAGCUGUAACCGCAGCUACACAACAAGCCGCACGGGUCACACGUUAGUUUGCUCGGACGAGUUUGCAACCAGCGGAUGCUAUGGCCGACAAAGAGGAUAUAUUCCUCAGGGCAAAACGUCGGACGUUCAGCGGACUGACUGAAGAUGCACAGGGCGAGUGGACCGGGCCGUUUUGCUUCAUCCAAGCCGCAGACCCCCAGCUCGGCCUGAUGAAAGCCUGGAGGGACGGAGACUGCGACGGCGGGGGGGACGAAUGGGCCGAGGAAGUGGAGCUCACCAAACAGGCCGUGGAGGCCGUGAACCAGCUCAGGCCGAGGCCGAGGUUCAUGGUGCUGUGCGGUGACCUCGUCCACGCUAUGCCAGACACGCCAUUCAGAGAAGGUCAAGAGCGAGACCUGAAGGCAGCCUUGAAGGGGACGGAUCCCUCCAUCCCUCUGGUGUUUGUCAGUGGGAACCAUGACCUGGGUAACACGCCCACCCCCGCCACUGUGGAACACUACUGCAGUGCAUGGGGAGAUGACUAUUUCAGCUUCUGGGUGGGUGGAGUUCUCUGCCUGGUUCUGAACUCCCAGCUGUUCUACGACGCCUCAGCUUGUCCUCAGCUGAAGGAGGCUCAGGAGACCUGGCUGGAGUUGCAGCUGAGCAGGGCCUCCUCGUCCUCGCCAACGGAGCCCAAACCCAAACAUGUCUUGGUGUUCCAGCACAUUCCUCUGUACCUAAAGAGCCCCGAUGAAGCCGACGACUACUUCAACCUGCAGAGGAUAGUCAGAGAAAACCUGCUGGACAGGUUCAAGAAAGCAGGGGUGAAGGCCGUCUUCUCCGGCCAUUAUCACCGAAACGCCGGCGGCUGCCACGGCGGCCUGGACAUGGUGGUGAGCUCAGCCAUCGGCUGCCAGCUCGGCGAGGACACCCACGGCGUCAGGGUGGUGGUGGUGACCGCCGACAGCGUCGUCCACCGCUACCACAGCCUGGAGCAGCUGCGAGCGCGAGGGAUGGACGAGGACCUGAAGAAGCUCCUGCAGGCCUGAAGGCCAGUCCGAGGAAUUCCAGAGAUGUUUAUCUGUGUAUUUUGUUAUUGAUUUGCUUUGGUUGUACAUAUUUCUGAGCCCUUCCAGAGCUUCCAGGAGAUCAGUGCGUUCGUCAACUCGAGAGUUGGGUGUCUUCAGUUGACCGGAGGACUGAUCUUAAAGUGAAAAUAAAACAAUAGGCCCCGUUCAGACCUUGCAUUGACGUACGUCCUGGACAGUCGGAUCACGAGUAGCCAGUUUAUUCAUUGACGACAAUCUCCGACUACAUUUGGCUCAAUGUGUGUGUGUUUACAGUGAGACAAAGAGACUUCACAGCUUCUUCCAAAAUAUGCGUUAUCUCUAAGUCCUCAUGACAUGACACAAACACACACGACAAACAGCUGUUAAUUGUCCUGCUACAAAUGUAGAGAUUCAUUAAAGACGUCAGCUGUGAAAAUAUUCUGCUGCUCCCUAAUAAUAUCUGCGUUUAUUUACUCUCAGAGCACGAAACUGAGACCGGAUCUCAAGUUUUGACUGAGGACGCACACAGAGACAUAUUUUGAUGCCAGGUCUGAACAGGGCCACAGGGUUAUACUAAGGCAAGACACAAGCAGUCACUUAAAGCCUAUCAAAAUUAGACUACACGCCAGCCACAAGUUAUAAAGUUGGACUUCCGAAGAUAUUAAAUUUGGUUUAUGUCGUCCAUACUGAAUGUUUGAAGCGUCUCUCGGAGGAUUGGAUGUAAUCUCUGCUCCUGCUGCCCUGAAAGGCUGCGCAGAGAUCAGCGAAUGUAUUUUAACGCCAGUGUUUGUUUUGUGGAGAAGCACAGAUACUGUAUAUCUGAAGUAGCAUUACACCCUCUGUCUUCCUGUGCAGUGCAGACGUAGCCCGUGCAACUUAAAUCCAAAGUGUUCCACCGUUAAAGGAAGGUUCCGUCUGAAUCUCACUCAGAGCAGCUCCUGGGGGGGUAGAACGAGAGGCGUUUUGUUGCUUGUUGGGGCAGUUAUCUUCAAAAGACCAAAUAACAGCGUGGUGCAAGGCUUGAUUUUUAAAUUACCUUCACACAUGUUCUUUGAAGGCCUCAUGGGAGAUGUAGGAAGGUAUAAAGAAACCUUUGCAGCUCUCUGUCUGUCAGUGUAUCAAUAGUGAAAGGUUGGAACGUUCCAUUAAUGAUCCUAAAUUGUGUAGCUAUUUCUACUGUGUUUGUUGUUGCUACAGUCUAAUGCCUCGUUGGCCAUCCUAUGCAAGCUACUCACAUCAACAUGUUGUGUGUGUUUUUAUGUUUAAUGUUGUUUUACUGACCUCUGUUCUGUAUAUAGACGCCGGCCUUGCAGGUAAAAGAUGCGACUAAUACUAAUGAGAUUUUUUUUUGUUUUUUUUUUACUUGUCCGGCAUGUGAACUGUUUUAGAGAGCUUUUGAAUGUAUGUUGACUUAAAAAAUUAUGCUUAAUUCUACUACGUACUAAUUCUUACAAAAAUGACAUCUUCUUUUUGGACUGAACCUAGUUUAAAAAUAUAUAUAUUUUUCUUACAAUUUCAGCCCUGGUUGAUAAAAAGAACACUAAUGAUUUUUGAUAACCCCUUACAACUUAUACACUGCCAUUAUUGUGGCUCCUUCACAAUAAAAGCUAUGCCAGCUAUACACUUGGAAUGUGAAGCAGCAGCAGCAGCAGCAGCAGCAGGAGGCCUUGAAUCAGCAUGAAAGUACUUUAAAACAAAAUUAAAUGGGACCAGAAACACUAUCAGUUAUGGAUUUAAUGACGAUGUCAAGAUUGAAAUUGCAUCAGAUCACCAUUAAAAAGACUCAAGUACAACAUCCAUUUGGUAGCUCCUGGUGGAAUUCUUAUUAAAACAGAAAUAAAAAAAAAAAAA
Messenger RNA from Mugil cephalus (flathead mullet), 2922 nucleotides. RefSeq names its product calcineurin-like phosphoesterase domain containing 1 (gene cpped1). The coding region runs from base 124 to 1071 and encodes 315 amino acids. The record is from RefSeq and is a predicted model, not a curated record. NCBI's taxonomy places the organism in Eukaryota, Metazoa, Chordata, Actinopteri, Mugiliformes, Mugilidae. Gene Ontology annotation, molecular function: hydrolase activity. The transcript is spliced from 6 exons.